CUCCACCGCACCCCCCCCCCACGCCCCUCAACCGGCGCUUCGCAGCGCGAGACGAACAGGUGUAGCUGUUAGAGCGGCCUGGGCUUCCCAGGAGGGAGGGAGGGAGACAGUCACUCAGUCGGUCGGUCACUCAGUCAGGCCGGGCAAGAGGAAGGACGGAGGGCAUCAUGUCUCGCUACACCAGGCCCCCCAACACCUCCCUGUUCGUCAGGAACGUCGCGGAUGCCACCAGGCCUGAGGACUUGCGACGUGAAUUUGGUCGAUAUGGCCCUAUAGUAGACGUAUACAUUCCACUUGACUUCUACACUCGCCGCCCAAGAGGAUUUGCUUACGUACAAUUUGAAGAUGUCCGUGAUGCAGAAGAUGCUCUUUAUAACCUCAAUAGAAAGUGGGUAUGUGGUCGUCAAAUUGAAAUACAGUUUGCACAAGGUGAUCGCAAAACACCAGGCCAAAUGAAAUCAAAAGAGCGCCAUCCUUGUUCUCCAAGUGAACAUAGAAGAUCAAGAAGCCACAGCAGAAGGACCCGAAGUAGAAGUUCUUCGUGGGGAAGAAGCAGGAGACGAUCUGAUAGCCUUAAAGAGUCUCGUCGUAGGGGACUUUCUUAUAGCCGAUCUAAAUCUCGAUCUAACUCAUUAACAAGGCAUUCUACCUCAGGAAGGAAAUCAAGAUCCCCUAGAAGAAAUUCUAGUUCUAGACGACGGUCAAGAUCUGAGUCCUUACAAAAAAGGACCACAUCUGUGGGAAAGUCACAAUCAAGUUCACCUCAGAGGCAGACCACCUCAGGGGCAAAAUCAAGAUCAGAUGGAAGACAUUUUGAUUCACUAGCAAGAUCCCCAUCAAAAUCUCCCCAAAGACACACUAACUCUGAAACUAAAGCACAGUCUCGGAGCUACCAUCAUAAAAACAAUUGGUGAAACAGAAUCAGAAGAUCUCUACACAUACUUAGACUUUCAUUAUGAGACAGAACUUUUGUUAAAUAAAAUUCUUCAUAGCUGUA
Phascolarctos cinereus (koala) is the source of this 997-nucleotide messenger RNA. Lineage: Eukaryota; Metazoa; Chordata; Mammalia; Diprotodontia; Phascolarctidae. The record is from RefSeq and is a predicted model, not a curated record.